CCUAUAUAUACCAGAGCCUUUUUAAAGGUUAUUUUUUCUUCGCUCUUUUCCUUCCUUCUGAAUUGGGUUUGGCGUCGAUUUUGAGCUUCAUUUUCCUUUCUCUGAAUCCCUUCCUAUUCGCUCCUUCUUCAGGUUUUUGGAGCAGACAGCUGCAUUCUCCAAUAUUCCGUUCACGUCCUCGGAUUCUUGAUUGGAGCUUUAAGUCGGAUUAAUUUAUGGAAACCACUGUUCGUUAAUGGACGUUCCUAUCACAUCCAUUCAAGUUGAAAGCAAAAAAAAGAAGAAAUUUCUUUACACUAUUCUAAGCCAAAGAAAAGCAGAGAGAGACAGCGAGACAGAGAGAAAUAAAUCCCUAGUCAUGAAUUUGACGUGGUACAAUUAAUGCACGGUGGCAUCAAUGUCUAUAAGCUGUUUAUUUUCAUGAAUACCACAAUUCUUAGCUGAUAUCAGUCUGUUGCCUGAACAUUCGAUCGCUAGGAACAUGAUAAGAUUUCAGGAGCUCUGCAUUUGAUGGACUGCUUGCCCAGUGGUUGCGACAAGAAGGCACUGAAGAGAUUACUUGGCUGUUACAUUCUACAUAGUUUUUGCAUUAUAAGUUGUGCUACAAAUCUGGAUCCGAUGGACCUGAAGUCAUCCCAUGCUGCUCCUGUUCUUACCGAUCCUGCCCCCAUAAAUAAGUCAAGACUUGGCAUUCAUUCCAGUCUGCUGCCUUAUUCACCUCAACGAGCAGCUUUCUCUCCAGGCCUUCUCCUGAUAGUCCCGAGGAAGAAGACCGGAAUACUUGAUGACUUCCGCACUAGCUGCUGGCUGGAUGCCAUGAAGUCUUCAUCGCCUCCUCCUAAGAAGCUAACCAAGGAUGAGUAUUCAUCUUCUGAUGCUGAUGUUGCGUACAAUGCCUGGAUGGCUAAGUAUCCAUCAGCAAUUGCAUCUUUUGAGCAGAUUGCAAACCAUGCAAAAGGAAAGAGAAUAGCAUUGUUUCUGGAUUAUGAUGGGACACUUUCCCCAAUUGUAGAUAAUCCUGACUGUGCAUUCAUGUCUGAGGCUAUGCGUGCUGCUGUAAAAAAGGUGGCAAAAUACUUCCCGACAGCAAUAAUUAGUGGAAGAAGCCGUGACAAGGUGUAUGAGUUUGUAGGGCUAACAGAACUCUAUUAUGCGGGUAGUCAUGGAAUGGACAUCAUUGGCCCUGUUAGAGAAACUAUAUCUGAUGACCAUCCGAAUUGUAUUAGAUCAAUGGAUGAGCAGGGCAAGGAAGUUAAUUUGUUCCAGCCUGCUGGUGAAUUUUUAUCUAUGAUCAAUGAGGUUUUUAGAUCCCUUGUUGAAUGUACCAAAGAUAUUAGAGGAGCAAAAGUUGAGAAUAAUAAGUUCUGUGUCUCUGUACAUUACCGUAAUGUAGAAGAGAAGAGUUGGACCGUAGUAGCCCAAUGUGUCAAUGAUGUUCUAAAAGACUACCCACGUCUGCGUUUGACUCAUGGUCGCAAGGUUUUAGAGGUCCGUCCUGUGAUCAAUUGGGACAAGGGGAAAGCUGUCACAUUUUUACUUGAGUCACUUGGGUUGGGUCACUCUGAUGAUGUGCUCCCAAUAUAUGUUGGAGAUGACCGGACUGAUGAAGAUGCAUUUAAGGUUCUGAGAGAGGGCAAUCGGGGUUACGGCAUUUUAGUCUCUUCUGUACCCAAGGAAAGCAGUGCAGUUUACUCGCUGAGGGACCCAUCAGAGGUCAUGGAGUUUCUCAACUCACUGGUAACAUUGAAAAAAUCAAGUGCUCUAUAAAUAUUUUAUAGGAUGGCAAAGAAGAUAUUACUCUAACAUACGUACAGUAAAGACAGCCUACAACAACAUGUUUUGAGCUUUCUAGAAUACGGGGGAGAGGUUUUGGAGCUUAGUUUUCGUUUCUUCAGGGGGACUUUAUAUUUGGGUUUUCUUUCUAGUGUUGUUGUGCCUGCCAUAGAUGUUUCUGCUCAAAGCUUCUUGUCUUAAAAAUUGUAAAUUCCUUGCUCUGAUUAUCUUCCCGAUGCUGGCACUGAAGUUGCCUUCAAAUCAUCAUAUACAAGUGUAUCAAUCAUUCAUUAGUCCCUCAGUUUUGGUCAGAGUACAUCUCAUCUCCUUUUGGGGUAUAUUAUGUAUAAUAGAAAGAAAUAUUUUUUAA
Molecule: messenger RNA, 2143 nt
Organism: Juglans regia (Persian walnut)
Lineage: Eukaryota; Viridiplantae; Streptophyta; Magnoliopsida; Fagales; Juglandaceae
Product: trehalose-phosphate phosphatase A-like
Exons: 17
Coding region: 511-1767 (418 amino acids)
Biological process (GO): trehalose biosynthetic process
Molecular function (GO): trehalose-phosphatase activity
Source: RefSeq, a predicted model, not a curated record